CCAACAUGGCGGCAGUURGAUGGCGGGAAGAAAGAUUUGUUAUACUAGAAACGGUAGUUAAGCUGGUUUUUYACCCGAUGAAAUCACUAUAUUAUUACUGAUCGAUGGAGAUAUGAAUCGUUCUUCGAAUACYUGCGGUUCUUAUGAAGAUGAGGAAUCCAUUCGAGAAUUGGCUAACAAGACUAAUGCUUCUCACAAUGUGAAGAAUUACAAUCAAAACCACAUCAAAGAGUUGUGUUCUUCCAAUGGCAUCAACUAUGAAAAGCUCAAGAAAGGCUCCGUUAAAAACGUUAAAACACUGGAAAUGUUUUUCUCUGGGUAUCCCAGAAUAUGUGGCAUGGAAUUCUUUCCUGUGUUGCAAAUAUCAUACCUUGGAAACUCUUUAGAUAAUAAUGUCAAUCUUGAAGUUCUUGAUCUCUCAGCCAAUCAGCUAACAUCUUUCAAGGAUCUUACUCGACUWUCUUGCCUACAAAAUCUCCAUUCUCUGAGUUUGAAGAACCCAGUUUAUGGUCCAAAUCCAUUGGCUCAGCUUUGCAACUAUGCCACYUAUCUUCUGUUUCACCUUCCUGACUUAAAGCGACUGGAUACAUAUGAUGUUGACAAUAAACACCUUAAAGAACUUGCAGAGGUGACCGUGCUAAAGAAGAAGAUGUACUAUAACAUGAGAGUAAAAACAUUACAGAGAAACACAGCAGACUUGCAAUCACGACUUGCACAAGAAAGAGAUGAACUUCAGUCAUUUGCCAAUUCAAGGAUAUAUAAAUUGUAUUCAAACUUUAAAGAGAUUGAACGAGAACAAGAGGACAUUAAAACAACUCCAGCUGUGCUGGACAAACAAGAUAAAGAAGAGAAAGAUGAGAUAAAAGAUGAACAAAAGGAGGAGACAAAAGAGUCUUUGUUAAAUGAGAAUACGAGACAGUGUGAAAACAAGAAGAAAGCACUUUUGGGACGAAUUGAAAAGUGGGACAAGCAAAACAGAGAGAUUGAAGCAUGUUACGAGGAGAGCUGUGAACAGGUCCAGCUUGUGUCUGAUAUGACAAUACAAAGACUUAUUGUAGAACUUGAGACUGGAGGAAAUGUCCGAUUUGAAGAUGGCAAGCCAACAGAUCUUUGGUAUAAGUCUUGUCAUGACCUUGUCACAUCUCGCUUCUGUGCUGGAGACUACAUGAAACAUGGAAUUACUGGUAUAAAGAUACAUAGAAUCACUAGAGUACARAAUAGAAUUUUACGAACAAGAUUUGAUGAAGCAUUAGACGAGAAACUGGAUAAUGAUGACAUAGCUAAUGUGACCAAGGGACGUUCUCACAAAAAGCUUCUUGAAUACCUGUUCUUUGUAUGGAACCCUAAUAUCCUGGAUGGAGUUAAUGAACCAAUCAGAGUGCUUGAGAAAGGAUUCCGUAAAUACCAUGAAUAUGAGAAUGCUGGUCAAGAUGGAGGUGUCCCUAUGUCUAAUAGUAUCGGUGUUGGUGAUGAGUCAAGAAUACAACAUUGUGUAAAGAAAUGGAAAGAAAGAGGAAGCACCAACCCUUGUCCAUUCAGACAUGGCCAGCUCAUCAUAUCCAAAGUAUUUGUUGGUAAAACCGUUGCUGCCAAUGUAGGAGAGAAGAGGGUAACCAAGAGUAAAUACCCAGGUGUUGAUAGUGUUUAUCGUCCAAGAUCACAUGACGACUGUGAAGCMAAGACAAUACUAGGAAUAACAAGACCUGUCAAGCCUUGUGACUGUACAUCUCGACAGUGUGCCUGGUUUGUCUUUGAUGAGUCUAUGGUYUUACCAGAAUAUGUUGUUGACUUUGAAUAUAUCACAAAGGUGAAAUCCAAGUCUCAGUAUAUUCAUUAUCCUGUGGAUACAAUAAGCAAAGUGUCUGGUUUACCAUCUGACUUAGACGCCAAAGCGUCUAAUUUACUGUCUGACUUAGACGGCAAGGUGUCUGGUUUACUGAUGAUUGCCUUGACAGAGGACCUUAUWCUCAAUCACUGCAAUGCUGACUCAUUACAAAAUAUUACAGUUUUAAAUCUUCAUGGGAAUGGCCUUACUCGUCUAAAAUACAUCAAUACUAUAACUUCACUCAAGAAACUUAUUGUUAGUUUUAAUGAAAUUGCCAAAUUAGAAGAAAUUAAUCACAUGUUGUUUUUAGAAUACAUUGAUGUGAGUUUUAAUAAGCUCACUACUUUAGAAGGGAUGAAGGGCUGUAACAGAUUAAAGUAUCUUGACAUCAGUUGGAAUAAAUUAAAAUUCACUCGAGAAGAACUUGGUCACAUGAGAAAGCACAUGAUUUCACUGACAACACUUGAUACAAGGAAUAARCCUUGGCAAAAGCCUGAGACGCUACGAACAAGAGCACUAGGUCGGUUGAAGAACCUCGAGAUCCUGGAUGGCAAACCUGUGACAUCUGAAGAGGURGCAACAUCACUGCGCAUGGCUGCUGCCUCACGUAUCUCAACYUUUGCAAUCCUGGCUCAUUCACGUACUGACCAGGUCAAGCCGCACUCACUGAGCUUGUUUCCUACUGCGCAGACCAUAUUAGCUACUAGRAACCAUAAACCAACCAGGCCUAUGGAUGAUGACAAUCUAUGGAUGUCAAAGGUAACAACACUUAAUCUAGACAAUCUUCAUCUUGGUAAAAUAUCCAACCUUGACAAGCUGAUCAACUUGAGAUGGGCCUCACUUAACAACAAUGAUUUAACAAAGAUUGAAGGCUUUGACAGUUGUUCCUUGUUACAAGAACUCUCACUGGAAGGAAAUUGCAUCUCAAAAUUUGAAGGGUUAACAAAAAAUUCCAAGUUAAAAUGGCUUAAUCUAAGAAAUAAUAAUGUAUCCAAUCUUGAUACGGGAAUGUUGGAAAGGCUGCCGCAGCUUCACCACUUAUCCAUAGAGAAUAACUGUAUUAAAUCACUGCGAGGUCUACAGAAUUCUUUGGAGCUACAGGAAUUGUACAUAGGGAAUAAUGAKAUAUCUAAUGUCAGAGAAAUAUUUACACUAAAGAUAAUAUCAACUCUAGUGAUUCUAGAUUUAUGUGGAAAUCCACUGGUCAAUAAUACUGCUAAUUAUCGUUUGUUUGUCAURUACCACUUGACGACACUGAAAGCACUGGAUGGGCUUGCUGUGGAACCAUCAGAGGGAGGAUUAGCAAAAGACACAUUUGGAGGAAGAAUGACAACAGAUUUCAUUGCUGAGAGACUUGGUCAUUCAAACUUCAUGGAAUUGAGAGAACUGGAUUUCCCAAAUUGUUCAUUACGGACUGUUGAUCURGGUAGUGGAGAACUGUUCCUUACUUUAAGAAGUGUUAAUCUAGAACAAAAUUCUUUGACGUCCUUUGGUGGACUUAUAAACCUGGUGAAUCUAAAGGUCUUGUGUUUAAAUCACAACCAUAUUGAGACAGUUGUUGCAAAGUCCAAGUCAUUUUCCCCUGCUAAUGCAUCUAAACAAGGAGCAGUUAAAGAGACUGAUUUCACCAAUCCUGAAUCAUACACACCGGUGCUUCUUAACCUUGAAGUCCUUCAUUUAGGAUAUAAUGGUAUAUCAAGUCUUGCAACUCUGCAAUUAUCUCGUCUUCCAAAUUUGAAAGCUCUCUUUUUACAAGGAAAUGAAAUAACAAAAGUUGAAGGUUUGGAAGGACUACGAGAAUUACGAGAGUUGGUACUCGAUAGAAACAAAAUCAAGUGUUUGCAUGAAUAUUCCUUUGUCAACCAAUGGAAUUUAGUUGAACUGCACAUGGAAGAAAAUCGAUUAAGAAGUCUGUCAUACAUUGAGUGURUACAAAAUCUACAACGACUCUACAUUGGGAUGAACAGAAUACAGGAUUUUAAUGAACUUGAAAAGCUGGAGCCUUUAUCAAACUUAAUGGAGUUAUCAGUGAUCAAUAACACUGUUACCCGUCGCCUCCUUCACCGUCCAACACUGGUYUUCAGAAUGCCAGGGUUACUUUGUAUUGAUGGGAUUCCUGUCUCAAAUGAAGAYCGAACCAAAGCAGAAGUAUAUUUCUUGGAACAGCAGGGUGGAAUGCAGAGCAAUGGUACUACUGAGUCCAGUCUUCCUGGAAUACCAACAACCACAAGACAAACACAUGCACCUUUAAGGGUCACUACAAUGCAUCUCAGUAAUUCUASUUGGAAUGCAGCAUCAAGACAGGAGUUUGUCAAUAGCUAUGUCAAUGGAGACUCRCGUGACUCUAACAAUAAAGGUCGACGUGCAGGGAAUAAUCGUGGAGCAGCAAGCAACUCACAGCACAACUUGUCGUCAAGUGAUUCAUUCCAUAGUGAUAGAKGAUCACARAGCAAUUCUAARGUCCCAACCAGCCAGACAUUUAGCCGCAACAGUGGAACUGUUUCUUAUAUUCCUCAUGGAUUCUCAUAUCCUACAUAUCCAUUCAGUAAUGAAGAAAGGAAUAAAGGAAAUCAAAGACACAGGUGACGAUAAAAGAUCAUUGAUUUCUACACCUACAACUGACAAUGAUAGUUGGAUCUGAUCCAAGGAGUACAACAUGAUAUACAGACCAGACAAUAUACUUUAAAUAAUCCCAAUUCUGUGUUGAACUAUCAUGAUCCUUAGUGGUUGAAUUAGAGUUUAAAGAUAAUUAUAUCUAAGAUUCAAUCUGCACCCAAAAAACAUCAGGCUUACAUCAUAGAUGACGUCAUCAAGGAUUAUUAAGGCCAAAAGGCAGAUAGUUAAGGCUGAUUUACACGGCACGAUUAUCUCGUGCGAUUUGUAGUAUACGACUUGAAUAGUGCAGUGUAAAUGCCCCUACGACUUGCCUACAACAGUCGUACGCAACCUACGACUUGUAGUAGGAUUUUGAACCACGGCUUAAAAUCCUACGACUUGUAGUAGGAAAAUCAUAUACUACAAGUCGCGCGCGACAAAUCGUACCGUGUAAAUCAGCCUUUAGAAGUAUAAUGUGUUAUGUCAUUAGUAGCUAAGGACAAUUUGUCAUCAGUUCCUAAACAUUGUUGGCUUUAUUUAUUUAUGCUUCAUGUCAAGGCAAGUUUUCAAAUACCCUAAGUCUCCUAUUGUUCUUAGCUUCAAUGAUUUGACCUUUUUAAACCCAAAGUUUAUUAGGUGUACCUAUUAUAAAUUAAAUGUUGUUUAUUUAGUUAAUUUAUGGCAUUYUCAUGCCACCAAACAGUGGCAGAACAAAAAAAUCUUCAAAUAAGUUAUUAUGUACAAAUGGUAUUGUAGAUAUUGUUGUAAAUAUAUCGUAGGAAUGGAGUUAAUCAUCACAUCUUAGCGUUGUAAAUACUGGAGUAUCUUUUCAAUAAAAAAAUUCCAAAACUU
Molecule: messenger RNA, 5272 nt
Organism: Exaiptasia diaphana
Lineage: Eukaryota; Metazoa; Cnidaria; Anthozoa; Actiniaria; Aiptasiidae
Product: leucine-rich repeat-containing protein 9
Exons: 39
Coding region: 113-4411 (1432 amino acids)
Molecular function (GO): protein binding
Source: RefSeq, a predicted model, not a curated record